AUGGGCUUGGGAGUGCUUGACACCAAGACCGAGCAGGUCCCCGGUACCUCCAACAUCUAUGAGCAAGACCAAGGCGCAGGCGAUCAAGUGCCCCGUACUUCACAACUGAAGUUUGACCGCGGCAGCAAAGUCCCAAUCAUUCUCGUGCCACAGCCGAGUGAUGACCCCAAUGAUCCGCUGAACUGGCCGUUAUGGAGGCGCGACCUCAUCCUCGGCAUUCUGUCCUUUGUGACAGUGCUCUGUACGACGCUCAGCUCCAUCAUGGCUGCCAAUACCGUCACAAUCGCCGAUUAUGAGAACAUCACAUUCGAGGCGGCUGCACUGUUGACCGGGUAUCAUCUGUGCGGCGUGGGAGUUGCAGGGAUUCUUAUCGUGCCUACAGCACGUGUCUGGGGCAAGCGCCACCUUUUCCUUCUCGGGCACGUCUUGAUGAUUGUGAGUUGUAUAUGGGCUGGUGCGAGUGGGACAAAUGAGACCAGCCUUUUGUGGGCCCGUAUCUUCCAGGGAGUCGCUCUAGCACCAUUUGAAGCACUGGUCAAUGCCUGUGUCGGUGAUCUUUACUUCGUCCAUGAACGAGGAAAGCGGAUGGCAGUGUCCAACGUGGCUCUAUUUGGUGCUGCCUUUUUGACUCCGGUCUUUGUCGGGAAAAUCACCAAGUCGCUCGGCUGGCAGUGGUCCUUUUAUUUCGUGGCAAUCUUCCUUGCGGCCUCGCUUCCGCUUAUGAUUGUAUUUGUGCCGGAGACUGCGUAUCGGCGCCCAGACUAUCUCAAUACGGACUUCAAACACAAGCGGUCGACAAACCCGGAUAAACCAUCCGAUUACACCACCAAUGAAGAAUCCAAAGCAUUCGUCCCAGAAUCCGGAGAGCAUGGGUCUCGAAAUGAAGUUUUUGCAGGAAUGAUUCCAGAGAAAGAUUCUCUUCUCAAAUCUAUGAGGCUCUUCAAUGGACGCAAGACAGAUGAGAAUUUCUUCAAGCUGCUUUUGCGGCCGUUUCCUCUGUUUUUCUUCCACCCAGGAAUCAUGUUUGCUUGUUUGAUUCAGGGCGUUGUCAUUGGCUGGGCCGUGUUCAUCGGUGUCGUCUUAGCCAUUGUCUUCCUUGGUCCGCCACUAUGGUUCGAAGAAGACAAGACAGGAUAUCUCUAUACAGGAGCUUUCAUAGGGUCUCUGAUCGGCCUAGUGCUGUCGGCUGUCCUUACUGACUUCAUGACUAAGAUCAUGAUCAGGCUUAAUCGUGGCAAAUAUGAGCCCGAAUUCCGACUACUAUUGGUGGUCUUCCAACUCAUCUUCGCCGGCAUGGGUCUCUAUGGGUUCGGUUGGACUGCCAGUGAUGUGAUGAAAUACCAAUGGCUACUACCUGAUGUAUUCUUUGCGUUUUUGAUCAUCGGCAUGGUGAUGGGCGCGGUCGCUGCCUCGCUUUAUAUUGUCGAUGCUCAUCGUGAGAUCGCCGUCGAGGCAUUUACCUGUCUCCUUCUUUUUAAGAACAUGUUCAGCUUUGUUCUGACUUUUUAUGCAUACGACUGGUUUGCUCAUGGUGGUAUCAAACACACCAUGAUUGUCAUCGGCAGCAUUCAAGUUGGCAUCUGUGCCUUGAGUGUUCCCAUGUAUGUCUUCGGAAAGUGGAACAGGCUGCUGGUUGCCCGGUAUGAUAUUCUCGAAAUCCUGCACCUCUGGUGA
Penicillium maclennaniae is the source of this 1674-nucleotide messenger RNA. Its product is annotated as putative MFS transporter. Lineage: Eukaryota; Fungi; Ascomycota; Eurotiomycetes; Eurotiales; Aspergillaceae. Gene Ontology annotation, molecular function: transmembrane transporter activity. Gene Ontology annotation, biological process: transmembrane transport. The coding region runs from base 1 to 1674 and encodes 557 amino acids. The record is from RefSeq and is a predicted model, not a curated record. The transcript has 6 exons.